Molecule: messenger RNA, 1906 nt
Organism: Pygocentrus nattereri (red-bellied piranha)
Lineage: Eukaryota; Metazoa; Chordata; Actinopteri; Characiformes; Serrasalmidae
Product: H-2 class I histocompatibility antigen, Q9 alpha chain-like
Exons: 6
Coding region: 707-1801 (364 amino acids)
Biological process (GO): immune response
Cellular component (GO): external side of plasma membrane
Source: RefSeq, a predicted model, not a curated record
AGGAACCUAAUCAUGAAACCUCUCCUUUUUCUUGCACUUACUAUUAAUCUGGCAUCAGCAGGUGAGUUAUUGCUAAUUACAACAUACAGUACAUGUAAACCUAAAGGGCUACAGGUUAAAGGAUGUUUUGGACGCCAGCACUGAGGAUAGCAGGAGUCUGAAAUGUCUGGUUUGUGUCUGGUUUAUUGUUAUAUUUAAUAGCAUAAAUAUAUAUUUUUUUCUGCUAGAAUUGAUGUAUUUUUAGCAGUUUGCGGCCAAUAACUUUUUAACUCAUAUUCAGUGGUUUAGCCACUAACUUCCUGUUUACUGCUAAAGCAGACCAUAAACUGCUUUAAUAACUGCUUUAAUAUUGCCACUUGAUUUGAACAAACAGCCCUUAACUUGAAACAAUGUACAUGAACUAUUCCUUUAAAGCUGCUUUAUGUAAGAUUUUGUAAGUUUUUCAUGAAAACAGAAAGUAGUAUCAUUACUGAGUGAGGAGAAUAUAAACAGGCUAAAAUAUGGUGAGUGUGUUCUGCUGUGAGUCACCCUGCAAAGCCUGAAAUAAUCAUUUAAAAGUCAGAGGUGUCAAGUUUUUCACUUCAUGUCAUUUGGUUUUACAUAGUACCCUCACACACACAGGCUCAAAAAGAAGGUCUGGCUUGAUGUUUAGGCCUCAAAUCUCAAAAUCAACAUCUGGACACUUUCAACUUUUCAGUUUUAUCUCAUGAAUAUGAUCAUUCAGAUUGUCAUUGAUUUUUUUCCUCAAACAUUUCAGUCAUUAACUGUUCUCAUUUUCAUUUUUAAAGCCUCUCACUUUACUCAGUACUUCUACACUGGAGUUACUCCAGGAAUAAACUUCCCAGAGUUCACUGUGGUGGGUCAGGUGGAUAGAGAGCAGUUUGUUUACUAUGACAGUGACAUCAGGAAGUUGAUCCCAAAGACAGAGUGGAUCAAGAAGAGUGAAGCUGAUGAUCCAGAUUUCUGGAACAGAGAGACACAGAGCAGUCAGGGUCAUCAGGAGAACUUCAAAGCCAGUGUGGGGACUCUAAAGCAGCGCUUCAACCAGACUGACGGAGUUCACACAGUGCAGUGGAUGUACGGCUGUGAGCUGCAUGAUGAUGGAACCAAGAGAGGAUACAUGCAGUACGGCUAUGAUGGAGAAGACUUCAUCAGUCUGGAUCUGAACACUCAAACCUGGAUUGCAGCCAAUCAGAAAGCUGUUAUUACCAAAUACAAGUGGGAGCAUGUAAACUGGGCUGCUCAGGUGAAGACCUACCUGGACAACUCCUGUACUGUGUGGUUACAGAAGUAUGUGGAAUAUGGCAGAUCCACUCUGGAGAGGAAAGUCUCUCCUGAGGUGUCUCUGUUCCAGAAGGACUCUUCUUCUCCAGUGGUGUGUUUUGCUACAGGUUUCUUCCCCAAAGCAGUGAUGAUCUCCUGGCAGAAGAAUGGAGAGGAUCUGCAUGAGGACGUGGAGAUCAGAGAGACGCUACUCAACCAGGAUGGAACCUUCCAGAAGAGGAGCGUUCUGACCGUCUCACCUGAGGAGUUGAACAGAAACGUCUUCACCUGCAUCAUUCAGCACAGCAGCCUGGAGAAGGAGGUGGUGCUGCAGGUGUCUGAUCGCAGAGACCUGUCAGGCGGAGGCUCACAUGGAGGCUUGUUUGGUGUCAUCAUCAGUGCAGUCCUGGCUGUUCUCCUCUUCUUUUCACUGUGGAAGAUGAUGAAGGAGUGCGAACAUUCAGAUGAGUCUCUGUUAACCAAGGUCAUCUUCUCUCCAGUGGAUUAUGAGUCUACAGAAAUGAAGAGAAGAAGAUGAAGAACUCAGACCAGAUGAUUUUAAAUGAUUGGUAUUUUUAAGUAUCUUCACAGCAAUCAGUGUUGUAGUGUUGGGUUUAUAAUAAAAGCUGCAUUUGUGAAUGUA